This is a messenger RNA of [Candida] anglica, 624 nucleotides long. Lineage: Eukaryota; Fungi; Ascomycota; Pichiomycetes; Serinales; Debaryomycetaceae. The record is from the annotation of a GenBank genome assembly.
GACAGAGAUACCCUUUCUUAUCUCCAUUGCAAACCUCAUUUAAUCCUAAGAAACAUGUCAAUCACAGGAGAUGAGUAUGCGCCUGCGUUUGCGCCCUUCUUUGGUUUUGCUGGCUGUGCCGCGGCCAUGAUCUUGUCGUGUGCCGGUGCUGCCAUUGGUACUGCCAAAUCUGGUAUUGGUAUCUCUGGUAUUGGUACUUUCAAGCCAGAAUUGAUUAUGAAAUCCUUAAUUCCAGUCGUUAUGUCUGGUAUUUUGUCCGUCUAUGGAUUGGUCGUUGCCGUGUUGAUUGCAGGUGGCCUUGAUCCUACCCAAAACUACUCCCUCUUUAAUGGGUUCAUGCACUUGGCCUGUGGGUUGUCCGUUGGCUUCGCCUGUUUGGCCUCUGGUUACGCCAUUGGUAUUGUUGGUGAUGAAGGUGUUCGUCAAUUCAUGCAUCAACCAAGACUUUUCGUGGGUAUCGUGUUGAUUUUGAUUUUCGCUGAAGUUUUGGGCUUAUACGGGAUGAUUAUUGCCUUGAUUUUAAACACUAAGGGAAGUGGUUAAUUCUUCUAUCAUUUCCUCUUUUCUUCAUUUCUACUCCCAUACAUAGAUACAGAAUAUAAGUACUAAUUGUACCUUUAACUA